This is a messenger RNA of Xyrichtys novacula (pearly razorfish), 36707 nucleotides long. Lineage: Eukaryota; Metazoa; Chordata; Actinopteri; Labriformes; Labridae. The record is from the annotation of a GenBank genome assembly.
AUGACGACGCUGCUGGACCUGAAGAGUAGUGUGCUGAGACAGGUGCAGAGGAGCCAGUCGCUGAGGAGCCGAAGGGAGGCUCCGCCCACUCCCAGCAGCCCCCUCACACACUGUCCUGAGCCCCUACCUCGCAGGUGAGUCACUGAGGCUCACUUUUACACAAUUACACACAAAUUGAAGUAGCUGGAGUUCAGCUGAAUUUUAGUCUGUGCUUUUUCCCUGGGUGUGGAAACAAUCAAUCUAUGAUUGUGUAAUUUGCAUUGUUUUGCAGUCUCUGCUUAUUGAUUGUCCGCCAGACACAAAUUAAGCCUUGCUUGAGCACAAAGCAAGAGACAAGACGCUAAUACACCACGAAAAAUAGUUCCCAGCUAGAGUUAAUAUGUGCUUAUUGUUACAGUUCCAAACAAGUUUGGCUUUAAUAAAAGGUGCAGGAGUGUAGCUGCAGAAAGAUAAUGACAACCAGUGGGAAUACAGCAACCCAAGCAAUAAUUAAUGUCUUUUUCUCAUUUGUUUUCCACCGGCUGUCCAUCUGAAGCCACAGGUCAUCAUUUCUUGUCAACAAGGUGUUUUAAUGUGGUUGGCAUUUUAUUCCAGAGUUGUGACUCCCUGUGAGCCGGCCGUGCACAAGCUGCCUCGCCCCCCAAAGGACACAUCAGCCUCACUAUUACAUGCACAGUCAGGUUCUGAGUGGGAUCACAAAUGCUGCUUUCUUGUACAUCAGUUUGCUCCUCAUGUCUCCUUCAUAAGUGCCACAUCGCACCUUGUAGUGACCUGAAUGUAAAGCUUUUUUUUUUUUUUUUGGUGCAUCAUAAAGCUAGAAAGCUAAAUAACUUGGGGUUACGGAUGUGUGUUUCGUGUCGAAACAAUCAUGACAGUUUUAUGUUUUUAAGUUAAGAUGUGUGUGUACAUGUAUUUGUUUUAAUAGAUGUAUUUAUGUAUCUUGUCACCUGCACAAAAGGCAAUAUUUGAAGCAUUUAAAACACUCCAUAUAUAUAUAUAUAUAUAUAAAUAGCUGCAAGAUGGGAAUGAAGAGUGAAACACUUCGGUAGAUAGGUCUUCAUUUCAUUCCUCAAAAAUAUAGCAUGAUAUAAAUUUCCUUUGGUUCUGCUCUUCUUCCUCACCAUUGAAAAGAAAUAUGAGUUUGGCUGGAUAAAAGAAAAACGCAAUAAUCAAAAACUUAAUUCAAACCUAGAAAAUCAUCAUGGUUUAUUUACAAUAUGUGGGGAUAUAAAAAAAAAAAUCCGCCACCGUGAAAACAAAGCAAAAACAGCGAUGCUCAGCGUAAACACCUUUUCACUGAGAUGAAAUGGUUUGAGAUAAUGAAAGGGAGAGAAUGAAAGCAGCAGCAUGUCUGUAGAUAAAAUCACAAUAACGCUGAAAGUAAAAAUGUAUUUCCUACAGUUGAAAAGGAAGUUUCAGUAAAGAAGCCACAGACUGUGAAGAACAUGGACCUGGUCUUAAUGAUACCAGCCAUUAGACUCUGGGGAGAUGUUUUGAAGCCACCAUAUUGAAAAUGCCAACCCUGUCUAGUUUUCGGUUGGGCUAAACACAGCAUCUCUUUCUGUUUGUCAACACAGCUGUGCCCUGCAUUAUGAAUGUUUAUGUGUAAGUCUCUACCCUUGGUGUUAUCUUCACAGCAUGUAGGAGUAACUGAAUGAGCUUCAAACCCAUGUUUCAUUUCACUGUAAAGAUCUGCAUUCAACACAGGACCUAUUGGUGGCUUUUGCUGCCAGCCUCAGGUGGACACUGAGGAAAUGGCAGUUUUUGCUCUCCCUUUGGCUUCAUAUUUCAAGAUCUCUGCUUGAUAGAAACCCAAGUUUUGCCGAGGUUUACUGAUGAGAUUCUCAGCAUGGGGUUUGUAUUAAUAAGAUUUAUGGAGCCAAACAUUUACGAUAUUUGUACACUAACCCUUUCAAAAUAACUGCUCUUUUUUGACAGCUGCUUGACCUGGAAAAAAGCAUGUUUUUAGUUUUAGCAUUUCAGAAAUUACCUUUAAGAACUACUUAAAGCUUUUAAGUGCAUCCUGAAGAAAAAGCUGUGAAAUCAAAGUUUAAGAUACAGAAUUGUGUCAUCUGCAUAGCGAUAGAUAUUUAAGGAGACAUAGAGGAGACUGUAUUAUUUAUAAAGAUACAUAGAUUUUCGGUAAGUUCCUGUACAGUUGGUUAUGAAAUACUGAAAUACUGGGUGAUAGUGUUCUGAAAGACCUCAGUAUGAUUCAUUAUAUAAAGAAACACUGGACAAAUGUCAUUUCAAUCUUCUAAAUAUGCUCUCCAGAUAACAAAAUACAACCUCAAUGAGCAUGUCAAGUUUACACUCCUUAAAUAAAUAAAUAUUUAAACUGUAAUUAUUUUUUUUAAUUGUUCACAGUUAGUUGACUCCAGAUGUUUUUCUCUUUUCUGGGUUUCUAGAAAAUAGCAUUUUUUUUCUUUUUCUCUAUUCCUCACUGUUUGGUCUGUUGGUUAUGUGCUGAUUUGUCCCAUUGUUUAUGUAAAUAUUGUUAAUAUUUAUGUUUGUAUUUGUGCCUCUGUCAUUGUCUUCUAUAAUGUACUGGUAUGUACUGUUUGUAUGUCUGUGCAUAUGUUAUGCUGUGAUUUGUUUGAUGUGGAGAAUAAAGAGAGUCUUUGUGGAUUUGAAUCUUGUGUUUGUCUGUUCUUGUCCAGCUUUGUUCCUUUCUCUCCUGCUUUCAACUUUUGAAACGUGUCCAUAUGUGUUGUCUUUUUUUUAUUACUCUCCUUUAUGUUUUAUUUUUUUUUAUUUAUUUAUUUUUUCCAGCUUCAUAGCAGCUAACCAAGUAGCACAGGUGAAAUCAGGUUUUUUUGAGACUUGUUUUGAAGCUCCAUCUGAAGUCAGAAGUAAUAGUAUGAACCUGAGGUUUCUAUAGCAACCUAAACACUGGCUGCUGCCACUGUGUGAACUUAUACUCAUAAUGACGACCAAGUCUAUUUUUAACAUGGAAGAUAACCUCAGAUGUUGUUUUGAACACUGACCAAAUUUGGAUUUGUGUCUUCUAAAGAUUUUAACAUCCUCAACAUGUCUGUGUUCAUGCUGUGUUUCUGUCUUGUUAAAUCAGCUUGUUUAUAUUUUUAAAUCUCUUUCAUCCAAUGUGUGUUCCUGUGACAUCAUAUCUGUGUCAUUCAUUAAAGAGCGAUCCGAUCCGUCAGUAUCUCACCUCUCCCUCAUUUCCCAUGGCAGCACCCUGGUGUUACAGCCGCCCGCUGAGACGGGCGCACACCCGGAGUGCUCAUCAUUAGAAGCAGGCUGUUGAUCUUUGUUUUCUGUUCACUCCUCUGCUGCCGCUGCUGCUGCUGCUGUUGCUGGCCUGCGUGAACCCUCACUUUAAUUUAGAAUUUGCAAAUGAGGCCAGGUGGAUUUGGGCUGCUCCGUCCCUAGUUGUUGACCCAGAAGCGCUCUCCACUGAUCAGUUACGGCAUAUUUGAGAUGAACCUUUAAUUAAGUCGAGUAAAUGAUGCUUUUACCUCAGUGUGAGCUGGUUGCAGUGAUGAAGACACUGAGAUGAGCUUGACCGCGUGUUACGCAGUACAAACCCUUGGGGACUUAUAAUUAAAUUUGCAUUUUGCACUUAUUAUUGUUUGUUAUUUCCCUUCCCGUCAACAGGGCCAGUCUCCACAGUGGUUUCAAAUGUGCGCUGGCUGUGUUGGCAUUAAUGAAUUUGACUCCUCAGUGUCACUUUAUUAAGUUCUCAUUUUUAAACCAAUUGAGACUAACACAAUCUAUUCAGUGUGCGAUGAAACGAGACCUGAAGAGUCAUGCAAUUAUGGAAAUUAAUGAUCAACAUGCUUCAUAUUUAAAGACUGAAGCUAUUUUUUAAAUGAGUACAUUGUGGAUGCGUUCUAUGAAAACGAAAUAACAAGUGCAUCUUUAAAAAACUUUUUCUGUAGGAUUUUGCUCCAUAAAAAUCUACGUAAUUCUUUAGAAAAGUAAAAUAAUCAGUUGUGAGCAAAAAUUUCUUUAAAGAAUAAUCAUAUUUGUUGUGGACAAUUUUUAGUUGUGGAUUUGAUUUGCAUCUACAUACCUGGCAGAUUCUGUCAGAUGAAAUAACAGACCUACCUGUAAUGUCUUCUUUUGUGGGAUAGUCAUCUCACAUUCUGCCAAUUUCAGAAACUUUAAGUCAGAAACUAACAAAUAAUUAGCAAAACACACAAAGAAAUGCUGAAGAAAAACUACAUUUCUGCAUUAGCUUGUCUUUUAUCCACUCUUUCUCUUCUUCAGUCCAGACUGCUUACCUUCUGGACAUUUUGAAAACCCACUGCAUUUAUUAAGAUUUGAUUCUGUUGGUUCCUGUUGGUAUGUGGGAACAUUUUAAGUACCAGUAAAGUUACAGGGCUGUGAAUCCUGCAUAAAUGUGCACCAUAUCUCAAUGAGGAGACCCACUCACUUGAGGUUUCUGUUAAACUCAAAAAUACCUGCAGCCCACCUGAAUUUCAACAAUCUAAACAUCUCCAACCAAGUGGGUAAGCCACUAUAGUAGCUAAUAUUACCUUGCCAGUGUUGUUGUUAGCUAGCUUGCUAGCCUCAGGCCAAGUAAUACUGCCUCCAUUUAUCACCUCACAUCCUCAUCGGAUUUACACAUUGACCCAUUGGUUGGUACCUGACCCCUCUGUUAAGGGGUCAAGAUCUAUGUGAGCUCUCGUUGAGGGUGCAUGAGUGACAGGUUUGUUACACUGGAGGGAAAUGCCUCUGAGAAGAAUAGUAUUGAUCAUAUAUGUCAUUUCAAUCGAUUUUGUACAACCAUGGAGCACAAGGGCGUACAGUACCUUGGGCUUUGGUUGCGGAGACAAUUCUUGGAUCAGAUCAUUGUUCAUUGUUAUUUUAUUAACCCUGUCCCUCUAAAAGAGAACUCCCGACACAUGCAGUUGUAUUAAUUGUUAGUAGACAUGUUUUAUUCCCUGAGGUAGGAAUACCCCACACAAUGCUGCUGUGACUUUCACUUUAUAACACAACACUGUCAGAAGCAAUUCCCUUACACUGGGGCUAAUAUGAAUUCUCUAACCAAAUAAAAAAUAUGAGAUAUAAAUCAGAAAUUCUCUGCCUGGACAUUAUCUGUCUUCUGCGCAGUAAUCAUAUUAGGGCUUUAGAGUGUUAGAGUUGCCCUUUCCUUUUUUAUUAAAGCCUCUGUCAGCUAUUGACCCGCACUGUGAGGAAGCAAAAACUGUGAAACACAAUUGUGAAGCCCCCGAGAAGACCCGAUGUAGAAGUCAUUUGACACCAGGCUGCUGCUCUGUCUACCAUCUGUUGUAGCUGGGAGACUGCUGUUUCACAGGUUAUUGAGUCAAAAGAUUGUAUCAUAGCUGUUGCAAACGUAUCUCCACAUUAGAGUCUUCUCACCUGUAAUGUUUUGCUGCUAAUCAAAUGUGUAAUAAAACAAACAGUGGUGUGUGUAGUGUUAAGGAGGGGGGAUUCUUGUUUUUGAUAGCAGCCACGGGCUGAUUUUAUGCCCAGACAAGCAUCAUGAAUGUGAUUAAAAAGGCAUCUCAUUUUAUUAGAAUGCAUAGAUGUCACUUUGGCUUUCAUGCCGCAGACAACAGUGAUGUCUGCACUAAUAAUUACCAUGUAUGCACUGCCAUAUUAUAUUGAAGUAUGAAGUGUGGGCUGCUGUAACCUUCACACUCCCCAAUUAGUCAUGUUUAAACACAUAUUCUGGCAGAUAGAAGAAGCUCAGAGUGUUCAUGCUGUUAUUUAUGUUUUCCAUCUGAUUUACUCCCCAGACAGGAAAUUGCAAUUGAAUGAAUUCUGAAAAUAAAUUAGAAUAAAAUGACAGUAUAAAACAGGACCUGUUCCCUAGCAACAUCGAAUCAGUUUGUUGUUCAACCGACGCUCGAGUGUGUGUUUGCGAGCGUGUGUUCAAAAGAACAGGGAAAGGUUAAAAGAUAUCAGAAUCGUUUUUUGUUUUCAGAUGUAGCUAAUCAGAGUUGACUUGAUUUGCAUCUUUUGGGGAAUUUAAUUCUGCUCAUAAACGUCGUCCCAAAGCUCAAAGCAAAAAGCUCCCAGACUGUCUGGACAAAUCCUCAAGCUGUGUGACUGACAGAAGAGGAGACAGAUUUCUGGAUAUGAGAAAGCCCUGGGUGAUUGAAAAUGGAUGUGGAGAGAAUUGAGAGUCUCACAAGUAUCACAAUCAAAUGAGGCUUAUUUGUAGUGUUCGCGCAAAUGAAAACUGUAAGCUCCGGAAAACAAAGCCUCCCAUGUCUUGUCAGAGAAACAAGCUGUGUUUGUGGAGUCAUUCAAAGAUUGUAGACUUGGUUUGGGUUUCAAGCUGUCCAAAACUGACUGAUAGACUGUGUCAGAUAAUAUUAACAGCUCAAAUUUGAUCUCGAACUGGCUAAUCAACAAACGUGACAGUGAGGCUAAAAGCAUAAGCCCUUCUUUGCUACAAAAUCCAUCUUUGUAGAUAAACACAGAAACUACACUUGAGACAUGGACCAGCUGAUGAACAGACAACGAUUUAGUAGUUUUAACAAUAAAAUAAAAAACAGAAUAUGCUAAUUCUAGUUAAAGACUUUAAAAAUGGUGUAAUUUAUUGUAUCCACUGUGUUUUAUGAUAAAUUACUCAAUAUUUUUCUAUAUUGAUAAUCUCAGGGAUAGGAGUGAUUAUUUUUGGGUGAUAAUUUAUCAAGUCUGACAAAUUGCUCAGUCAGCUCUGUUCUGUAUGGUAUCUCUUUGUAUCGUACCACAGGAUAUUGUUCUUUAUUGUAUUAUACACCACUGAGAUUUUUUGGUCUAAAAGAGGUGUAAUGGAUGUCUGAAUGUAGCCUAGAUGACUGGUCUAAAAUCAGGCUACCACAGGUCUAAAAAUGUUUUUUAGACGUCUACAUUUAGACCAAGUUUAGACUAGCUGGCUAACAGAGGUCUACAUUGUAUAUUGCUCAAUUGCUAUCAUAAUUAUUUUAGUUAAGUACUUGGGGAUCAGUUAUGCAACUCACAGUUGCUUUUUUAAAAUAAAUAGUUAUCAAAUAAUGGGUUAAAGUGCACCGUGUAAAUUCCAUCGAAACAUAUACAGAGUCUAGACGGUUUAAUUUAGGUCUAAUAAAAACUAGAUGUCUAAUAGCCAUCUAUUGCUCAGUGGGACUGCAUUUUAAUAAAAAUACAGUGUAGCAUGGCAAAGUGUAGCAAUAGCAUAGUAUAGCAUAUUAGUAUGAUAUAGUAUACUGUGGUGUAGUAAAACAUAGUAAAGCAUGUAUAGUAGUAUAGUGUUGUAAAGUAUUGAGGGUUAAGUUUAUAGCAUGAUUAAGUGUAUACUGUAUUGUAAAAUGUGGUAUAGUAUAGUAGUUUAGUAUUGUGUGGUAUAGUAUAGCAAAGUUAAGUAUAGAAUGGUAAGAUGUGAUGUUGUAUGAUAUAGUAUAGUGUGGUAAAGUAAAAUACAGAAUAAUUUUGUAUAAUAUAGUUUAGCGUAUAAUUGCAAAACAUUCCAUAAUAUGGUAUAGUAUACUGUAGGAUAGUAUUAUGUGGUAUGGUAAAGUAUAGCAUAGUUAAGUAUAAAAAAACAAUGAGGUGAGGUGUUGUAUGAUAUAGUAUAGUGUGGUAAAGUAAAAUACAGUAUAAUAUUGUAUAAUAUGGUUUCGUGUAGUAUUGCAAAACAUUCCACAAUAUGUUAUAGUAUACUGUAGUAUAGUAUUGUAUGGUAUGGUAAAGUAUAGUUAAGUAUACGUAGUUGAGGUGUGGUGUGGUAUAGUAUAGUAUUGAAGGGUAAAGAAAAGUCUAUAGUAUACUAAAAAGAGUAUACUAUUACUUUGUUUAAUAUCAUAUUGAAUCUUGUAUCAUAUAGAUCAUGCAGUUCAUGUUGAAACAUGUUAAAUCAUAAUGAAAUGUACCAUAUCACUUUACAACCUACUGUGUUGUAUUAAAUUGUUUGGUAUGGUAUUUCACUGUAACAUAAUGCAACAGUAUAUGUUAACAUACUGUGUUGUUUCACACUGUAUUUUCAUAUGCUGUGGUAUAUUUCUUUGUCUUGCACUGUACAUAAUUAAACAUACUGUGUUUUUCUUAGUAUAAAAUUUAAUUUUAUUCAUGUUGUAUCAUUUUGCAUGGUUGGUUUGAUACCCUAUUGUAUCAAAUUGUGUUUUAAUAUGUCUUGUAUGAUAUGGUAUCAAUUAUUGCUGUCAUCAUGUAUUGUAGUUAUUGUUAUUAUUGUGUCAUUUUUUAUAAUAAUGUAAUGCAUUAUACAGUAUCAAAGAAUUAAAAGGCAUUUAGAUAAUUGUCAGCAGCAGCUUCACUUUUAGACUUGUUUUGUUCACCAUGAAGACCAUUGUGGUUGUUUAAUAUUGUUCCAUAUUUUAGAGGCGACCCUUUUUUGAAGGGUAAACUCUAAUUUACAUCAACCCUGGUGCUGAUUAGAGAGUCCAACAAUUUGUUCUAUGAAUACAUCUACCUUUCAAGAUGCGCUUGGUUUGAUACGGUAGUAAAACUAACCAAAUUGCCCAGCACAGCUGCCAUUAGUCCUCAUCAAUACCUCAGGGGUUUGACUUCGGCUCUCCUACCAUGGUGAGAGUCAGUGGGUGCUGGGAUGGGCUGCCACACGCCUGCUGCGAAGGGAUGACACUAAUAAAGGAGCGUGACGGGGGUCUCUGUGGAUGGCUCUUCUGCAUAAUGUGACAGGGGAUGGCUGGGAGACGAGGAAGAAGACGGAAGCUGGGAGGUGCUGAGGGGGUUGUCGAGGAGUUACAGGCAGACAGCAUGGCUGUUUCCGACGGCUCCGCUACAGCUCACAUCAGAGCUGCUGUCUGCUCUACUGAUUUCCAUACAGGCCAGGAGGAAGAUGCCCGCUGAGAGAUUUGGAAGGGGGCGGGAGGGGGUGAAGGGGUUGAGAAGUGAAGGGGAUCCCCAAGGUGUUCAAACCAGUUUCCCCACCAACCCCCACUCCCCUCACCCCAGAAUGUGCCAUGUAUCACCAUGACAACUGAGGCUGGCAGGAGUUCGGGGGAUUCACUCACACCUGGAGGAAAACAGAAAACAUCAUCUGCAUUUUUUGCACGAAGCUCAGCUCAUCAUAGUCGAUUAACACGCUCCAUGCAGAGUGCAGACAUGUUGCUUUGCUGAGAGCUUUGGUCUAACCCAAGCUUUGCUUUUUAGUACCAUAAAACAGCAUGUGAUUGCUAAUAAGAUGCCAGGCAAUGGGGCCCAAUAAGUCAGCAUUAGAUGGGAACAGAUUGUCUUUAUUUGCAAACUAGAUGAAGUGGGAUCUGGCCAAUGCAACUCAGGUCAUCAUAAUCACACUGGGAACAGUUUGGUAUAAAGUCAAGCUGAGGGUGGAGGGCACAAAUGCUAACUUAAUAUUAAACUGCUGAGUUUCAGUUUGCCGUUUGAUUUAUUUCGAGUAUCUGUGAACAGUUUUUUUGGCAGUUUCUCAACUGAUGAGCCACUGAAGAGAUGAUUUUUGUGGCAUUUAAGGGCUGCUGAGCAGUCUUUCAAAACAAAAAGGUCAGCAGCUAAUGUGAGCGUUAAAACACUAAGAAGCUCAAAUAAAAUCAGCAAGAAAUUCACACGUUUCAUAGAAAGUGGCUAACUGUUAAUGUUAGCUCUUGUUUGACAAAUGGCUUAUAAAAUACAGUAUGUUGCGAUUCUCAACAAGGCCAGAUUUAGCUCCAGAUUUUCUCCUGUCUUGUUCAAGAUGGCCUACACUUAAACAAGCGAGAAAUUCACGUUUCACAGAAAGUAGCUAACUGCUAACGUUAGCUGUCUUUUGAAGAAUGUCUUACGAAAUACAGUAUAUUGCGAUUCUCAACAAGGCCAGAUUUCCCUCCAGAUCUUCUCCUGUCUUGUUGAACUGGAUGCCUUAAAACAAUGAGCAAUGAGCUGAAGAUGGCCUACACUUCAACAAGCAAGAAAUUUACGUUUCACAGAAAGUGGCUAACUGCUAACAUUAGCCAUUGUUUGCUGAAUGGUUUAUAAAAUCCGGUAUGUUGCGAUUCUGGUCAAGGCCAGAUUUCCCUCCAGAUUAUCUCCUGUCUUCUUGAACUGAAUGCCUAAAAACAAUGAGCUCAAGAUCGCCUAGACUUAACCAAUAAUCUGGCUGUUUAUUCUGAAUAUUUUCAUGCCAAUUUUUGAUGAGUUGUCAAUCUGUUUCUCCGUCUCGUCAGGGUUUCUGAGGAGAGCGUGGAGUUCUUUGAGCGCGUGAAUGCUAUCCUACAGAAACAGGAGAACAUGCUGCGGGCUGCCCAGGCUGAGGUAAAAACCCCUCCACUCACCUUCCACCUCACCAUCUGUUCUACAUCUGAAGCAUGCUUGUGGAGCCAGUAGUGCUCGGUGCUGUUGCUCAAGCCUUCUGUUGUAGCCAGUGUGACGUUCGUAGACAGAAGGUUCGGGUGGAGGAGGGCGCCGUGACAAGCUGCUGUCGAUGGUGAUGUUCAGCUUCUCCUGCUGCCAUGUCAACAAGGCAAUCAUAGCUUUUUACAUCAUUACAAGAGUGAUGUCUUCAUGCACACAUUUGUACUUGGUACCAGGUAACAAUGGUGACAAUGUUUAAUCAUUGGUCAGUGUAAUGCACAUGUCACUGUUAUGUAAGAGCGAGGGCCUCUUUGCCUGAGAAAUGAUUUUUCUUUUGCGUUUUGGACUCAAAGUUUAAGAUGUCUCUGCUUUCUCCAGACCCUUGAGAGAGGCAGCUGUUGUUUUGGAUUAAGUGUUUCUGGUCCCCUCACAGAGCCAGAGAGGGGCCUGCACCGUGCCGCCGCCCCAGGAGCACGUAGACCAGUCUUUCAUCCCCGACAGAAUCAGCAGGACUGAGGUGCAUUGGCUCUGCUUUCAUCCAAUUUCAGCAGGGAACAUUUCUUUUUUUUAAAGUCACAAAAAACAGAGUGUUUUUUUAUAUUUAUUUAUUUAUUUCUAAUCUCUGCUUUUGAUGUGCAACAGAGCAGAAAGCAUAAGGGAAAAGAAACACAGGGAUUGUUAUUAAGUGAAGUGUGUUUUCAUGUAGCUGGACCUGCUUUAUGAGGAAGUUGUGUACACUGUGGUCAACCGAGUGGGAGUGCCUCAACCUGAACAUGUGAAGAGUGACGAAGAGCUGUUCGCUUAUCUUCUGAAGGUAUCUAUCUAUCUAUCUAUCUAUCUAUCUAUCUAUCUAUCUAUCUAUCUAUCUAUCUAUCUAAAGUAUCUGCCUGUGCUCUGAAGAACUGAUUAGUUUUGCGCUCUAUUAAAUAACUCUUAGUAACACGGCUGCUCCCCUCAUAUAAGGUGUUAUUGUUGUGUUAUUUGUGGCAGUAUUGGUUGGGAGGGAGCAGACUGUAAGAAUGUGAGUAGAUGCUCUUGGCUCAAAUCUGAUUAAACAUCAAAGCCCAGUCACAUUGUGUGCUGAUAUUCAGCUGUGAUAUUACAUCCAUUCAGAUGAUGUCGUGCCAACGGUUUGAGCCUUUUUAAUCUUUUCUUCAAGUGCUAGAAGCAGCUGUACAGUUUUCUUUCAGCACUACAUAAGCGACUCUGAACCUGACAAAAAAAAAACACAAUUAUUAACACCUGGAAUAUCUAUUUGUUUUUCGUAACAUGCUUUAUUCUAAUUUUCUACUGUCUGAUUGUCUCUCUGAGGUGUUUGAUCUGGGUGAGGAGGAGCAUGACAUCAUUCUCCAAAAGGUUCAAGAAUCCAAGGUGAGACACCUUGUUGAUGAGUCACUCCUCAUUCAUAUGAUUUUUUAUUUUGAAAGCUGUAGUUUGUGACUCAUCUUCUUUUGGAUCCUAAAAUAGAACAACUGUUACCAAUCCCUUGAAUUUGAAGAGUACAUUCAAGAAACUGGUGAAUAUAACUUGAGCCUGCUACAUUAAAACAGUACGUGCAGUAUGAGUAAGAAGUAUAAGUCCUUUUUUGGCAAAAAGUUAGAAGUUAAGUCAUAGAGAACAAUGAAUGGACUUAACUUUUUAGGGUAUCUCUGUAUGUGGAAGUUUAAUCUGUUUAUUUUGGCAGGUUUUUUUGGCCAAUUUUGAGUGCAUGCAGAAAAGUCUUACAUUAAUGCUGCAAUCUAGUUACCUCCUAAGUUGAAUGUCGGAGCUAGGAAUGAGGUUACACCCGAGUUGACAGCGUUCCACUAAACAAGUUGGAAAACCAAGAUGGACGCCUACAGGUAGCCAUUGUUAAUAAUUGUCAGCUGUUGUUAGCCAUUGUUAGCUAUACCAGUUGUAAACAAUGCAUAACACAGUAUUUUACUCUUACAAACACCGUAGCACCGUGUUCACAGCUAGAUGUUGGGCAGAACAACAGAUACCACUUAUUUAAUUUCACAAAACCAAAACAGAAGUGCGAAUAAAUAAUAUAGUUUUACUCUUUACUGUUGAUGCACUGUGCUGCCAUCUUGGAUUAUGACGUUGUCGUCAAGUCUGGGUUGGUGAGGAUCGUCCGACUUUCUGAGUCAGAAAUCCAACUUCAGGGGGGCGUUCCAGAUUAAUUUCUGACUUGGAGCUCGGAAAUUCCAACUUCUGAGUACAACUGGAAUGCAGCAUUAAUGUGUUUUUCCUGCUCUGUCAGUUCUUUUGGUUGAUUACAAUAAUUUCAGGGUGAACAGUUAAAAUUCCCAGAAUUAGAUACCAUACUACGACAUAGACAUAAGAAAGACUGUCAGUGGCUAGAUUGUAAAUUUUGAUACCUGAAACCUGUUAGGGGGUCACCAGAAGUUUGUCAGCAUACAGGAAGUAGCCUUUCAUUACAUUUCUGCAGAUUUGAGGCUGUCCAUGUUUUGGUAUGAAAAUGGCCUUUUUCUUUGCUGCUAUGUAAAUCACCUCAUCUGACUCCAACCCCCUAAAAGCAUUUACAGGCAUCAACGUGAUACAGAAAUGGACAAUUGUGGUGUUAAUGCUCUUAUUGGCUUUUGUAGAUCAUGAAAAUCAGUUUCAUAACAAAUUAAAAAACCCCUAAUAAAACUUUAACGGCUGAUCUAAUUGUGGUAUUCUUUAAGGUAUGAGUUAUUACUGAUUGAUCCUAUCACUUGUCACAUAGUGCAGAUUCAGAGCCAUCAGUCAAUCUUUGGCACUCUGGCCAACAUUUUCUCAUGAGCUGUGCAGAAGUAAUAAGGAGAAAGCCUGACCUGCAGAGUCACAGCUUGAGUGCUGCUGCCUUAGGAGAGCUGUGAGAUAAAAGACCUCCAACUCUUAAAAGCUUGAUCUGGUCUGAUUUUGUGGCUUUGACUUGACCGCCAGAGACCUCCAACAUACCUGAUAAAUAACUGCCACUUAUCUAUUUGGCCAUUUUAACUAAGAUAGUUCAUGGUGUUGCUUAUGGUUGAAGUUGAAAACUGAGUUUUUUAGCCUGUGACUCAUGAAAGAUACUUGAUGAAGCAAAAGGGGAUUGAUUUUUCAUGUUCUCACACAACAAUGGACAAGGUUUUUAUUUAAUCCAGAUACAAGAGUGUCAAAACACAGUACAGUGUGCUAAAUGCAACCCUAACCUUGAUUGUUGCAUUUACAGCAAAACCUUUUUCUUUAUUUAACAGAGAGCCACUUUUUCUUUGAGAGUGUCUGUCAUAAAAGCGAAGAACCUGAUGGCCAAGGAUGCAAAUGGUAAGACUUCUCAAGCACUUAAUAACCUUUUAUGUUCAGAGGGAAGGAAUUUUAAAGCUGUCCAUGGUUCACACUGGACAAAUUGUCAAGUGAGUCACCUCCCUUUAACUCACAUCACAUAUCACAUCUUUUUCAGCUCUUCACAGCAAUAUGAAGGCUCAAUCAAAAGGAUUUUUUACCAGCAGUGGUUAUACAAUGCAGUUCUUUUUAUAGCAUAUUGAGGAAUUUUAUGCAUUAAUAUCCUUUAGCCCUCCUCCUGUGUGAGGGUCUGCACCGACUUGUUCGUUUUUAUAUGCUUUAAAGAACCACUUAAAUUAGCUUUUUUGCAUCAAGACUUUUUGACUUUGUCAGGAACCUCUACUUCAACAAAAUAAAAAUUAAAUUGACUAAAUUAUAAAAUGCUCUGAUUAAAAUUAUGGCACUUGCCGUGUUAGGGUCGCUGCUGACCUGGUUAGAUUAAAAGUCAAUAAUUAAAGCAAAAAAUAAAAUCAUAUGCGCACUGUCAGGCACCACACUGACAGUCAGAUCCUCUUUCAAUCAUGUGAAUUAUAGGAAAUUUUCAUUUUGCCUUUCCAGACAUGAACAUGUUCAGGCAUGUCCAGACAUGUGAGAUCAAUUCAGUAUAGAUGUCUAUGUGAGGGGUAUACUGACAAAGAAAGGACCAUGACAAAGAAGAUUAUAAGCAAUAUUUUCAUGGAUAAUGAAGCCCAACUAGAUAACCUAGAGAUGAGAACCAAAUUUGAUGAUAGAGAACUGUUUUAGUGUAAUUUGCAGCUGAUUUAAGACACGGGUCGAAACUGACCUUAAACAUAGUGGGUGCGUAGUAAGAGCUAACACAGGAGGAAGGGUAAAAUUCCAUGAAAUCUGCAGACAGAAAUAAUGAGCCCCGUACAUCAGCUAGAUGGAGAUGCAGCAUGACUGAUGUGAAAGUCUUGUGUGUAUACCUUCUUUUGAUGUACAAUAGGUAUGUAAAAUAUUCAGUAAGUGAUUUUUUUUUUUCCAGGAGAAAAAAUUAAUGUCAUCAUGCUUUAUAGUCCCCCACAUAUAAUGUGUGCAUGUAUUCAAGGUCCAUAGGCACAUAAAGGUCCGCCAUUUCAUUUAAUCCAUUAAAUUGUCAACUUGAACUCAACAGCGAUUUCAGCUGAUUGUUAUUUUCAAAAGAGACCAAAUAUGCUUAAUCUCAGUCUUGAUUCAUCUCAUCAUAACACUUUUAUACCAAUUACCAUUCCCUUUUAUUUCCAGACUGUUGUAAAGAGCAGCUGCUAACCGGCUUCAUUUCAUUUCUAAAAGGCUAUGAUGUCUUUGUGUUUUUUGCCAAAGACACAGUACAGAAACAACUCUGCAAAGGGUUACAGCUGAUUUACUCCUUUAAGCAGAGAGGGAAGAACAUUCAGUCCUGGUUUUCAUGAUUUAACACUGCCUUUGCAAAAUCCUACUUUCAGAAGUUAUGUUGACAUCUCAAAGACAGUCUUACAAUGAUUCCAAUGUUGGUUAUAAAUUUAUCAAAAAGAAAAUAUUUUGUAAACAAGAAUCCUUACCACGCUACAGGGGUCGAUACUUGGACCCUUUCCAUAAUUGUAUUUGCUACCCCUGUGUUUAUCAUGUCAUGUAUUGUUAAAACACACAGUUGCUCUGGAGAACUGUCUGAUUAUUACUAAGCCCAAGAUGUUUUAAAAUAUCCUUAAACUAUACUUAGACAAAACCAAGCUUGUUAUUUUGACCCUGAGCCUUUUUCUACCUGAAUUCUUGAGAUUACAGAGCCACUCUCUUCUCCGUCAAAAAGUACUUUAAGUAGAAAUGCUGAGAUUUUAUUUUACCAUCUCUUGGAAUUUAAUUGCCAUGUAAGAGAAUUGCUAUAACCUUGUUUAUUUAACUGUGAAACGUAAAAAAAAUAAGGCUUUCAAAAACAGCACUGAAGCUAAAUCUCAUUAUCAUUACUCUACACAUUAUACCAUCAUGGUCUAAUCAAUCUGUGUCUGUGUGUUGUCCCAUGGCCUUUUAGGAUACAGUGACCCCUACUGCAUGCUGGGAAUCCUGGUAGGCCAGAGCCCGAGGGAGCUGGAGGACAAGAAGGAGAGAAAGUUCAGCUUCAGGAAGAGAAAGGAAAAACUGGAGAAACGUUCCAGUACAAAGGAAGUGUUACCUGCCAGGUGUAUCCAGGUUACUGAGGUCAAACCAGAGACCCUGAACCCAGUGUGGGAUGAGCACUUUGUGUUGUGAGUACAGCAGUUUGACUUUUACCAGAAGAGCUGACUUAAUGACAUGUGAUACACCCACAGGUGCAAUGUCCAGAGCUAUUGGUAAUGUGGGCAGUGUUGCAAACUAUCGUCUCUGAUUAAGGAUUGUUGAAAGUUUUUUUUUCUUUCAUCAUUUUGUAUUCAUGUAAAUGAAACUGUACUCAACAUUUUCCCCUUUGUUUAACAGUGAAAUAGAGGAUGUUCACAAUGACCUCUUACAUCUCGACAUAUGGUGAGAUUCACACACCUCAAAUCUUGCCUUUAUUUCAGGUUAUUUUGCUUUUUCUAAUAUGGUUGCUGCAUCACAUGAAACACACACAAAAUAAUCAGGCCAUGUUGAUUUUUUUUGACCUGAGCUUUUAUUGUCAAUUUAUAACACUUAAGAUCAUCGACUUCUGUCACAAAAAAAUUCCACUUUUUUUUUCCCAUUUACCCAAACUUCCAGUACAGUCAGUUUUAUGUGUGCUAAGAAAGCAGAGGUUUAAUGGACAAAUACUGUUUAUUGGUUUAAAUUUGUUAUCUAUUCAUAUUGAUCUGGACAGGUUUACUUUUUUAAUCACAAUUACAUUUAUUGACAUUGAAAUCACUACUACUGAAAACAGUUACUCAUGAAUUGACAACCCCAUUACAUGUAUUUUAAAAUUCAACACUCCGAGUAUCUAUGAAGUGAACAUUAAUAAGUGGAAGACAAAAAACACGAUGUAUCUUUUUGUAGAAUACUAUGGCAUGCUUGUCUAUCCCAGGUGAUAAUAUAAAUAAAAUUCACAUGUAUGUAACAGUAUUGAAAGGGACUAUGCCUCAAUUCUAUGAUUUAGUUUUGAUGAAAUUAUUUAAUUAAAUUGGCAGACUUUUACUUCUAGUUCUCCCACCACUUACAUUUUAUCACAGACUGCAGAGCCAACAUAUCAUCCAGACUUUUCAGGCUUGCAUCUUUGACGAAUCAAGAAUGAGAGUUAUAUUUCAUUAUGACAUGCUCUUGCAAAUAUUAGCCCAUUCACUUCUGUUGUGGCACUUGCUUUGUCCCUUGGCUUUUCAGACACACAAGGACAUAUUCACACACCUGCCUCCUCUUGCCUCUCCCCCUGCUCCCCUCUCUCUUCCUGUAGCCGCAUGAUAUCUUGUAUUCUGUUAAAGAUGCAUGAGUCAACAAUUAAAUCUACAAAUUCCUCAUGCCCCCAAACUUUGUUGCACGUUAAUCUGAGCUUGUGGUGAAGUGAAAGUGAGAGCUGUGUAAGGGUAGGGGGUAGAGCGCACACUCAGAGCACAGGAAGAAGGGGAGGGUGCGUUUCAUUUAUCAUGUCAGACAAAGCAAGUGGGCGGCACAAUAUUGUUCAGUCUCCAUUAUCACGUUUUUUAUGAUUAGGGUGAGUCAUAACUGUCAGCUCUACAGUACAGUAUGAAAUAUGUGUUAGAAUAUGCAGCAAAAUAAGUUUUAUUUCAUAUGGUUUGCCAUGCACUGAUAAUGGGACUACUCCGCUCUCCUUCAGGGAUCAUGAUGAUGACGUGUCUGUUGCUGAAGCCUGCAAAAAGCUCAAUGAAGUCAGUGGGCUUCGAGGAAUGGGAAGGUAAGAGACAUCACGAUAUAGAUCCUUCAUUAUCAUAAUUAUAGCAGUGUGAAGGUGGGCUUCUCUGAGCCCUUAGAAAGUGUUGAACCCUUUAAAGUCCCACUCUGAUCGUCUUUUUUAACUACUUAAAGUGUUCUUAGUGGUCUUUAAAUUGUGAUUAUGAAGUUAUUACCAAAAAAUCACAUUACCUGUGUCGUUUUCAAGGGUUUUUCUUCUACAGAGCUCCAGUAGAUCAUUAGCAAUUUGCCUCUAAGUCUAGGUGGAGACAGUGCUGCUCUGCAAACUCGUCUUCAUGAUAGCUUGCAGCCUAACAUUGUCGAUGUAGUAGAAGAGGCAGGUAACGUAGGGGCUCUCGGACACUAAUGUCUUUAGGAACACGAUAAAAGCUAAUUUCAUAAUCAGCUUUCUUACAAGCAUUGCAACCCGAGUGUGGCUUGCAUAGCUUGGAUUGGUUAUGUAUAAAACCUCACUGUUUCUGAACCUGCUGUUUGGUUCUGCCAGAGAUUCACAGGGAUUUGAGUGAAGAAAUACUCAGAGAAGCAAUUUCGCAUUUAGUUUUCUCAUGAUUUGUCCUGUAGCAUCAGAAAAAUGCCAUAUGAACAUGUAGACAACAAGAAAAACAUGAUUUUUAUCGGAGUGGGUCUUUAAAUAUGUGCAAGUUAAGAGGAUAAUGGCAUCUGUGUAAAUACUAGACAUCUUAUAUAAGAUAUUUUCCAAAGGCUGCGAUAAAUUAAAUGUAUUUUUUAAGAAAAUGAAGAAAAAUAUCAGUCUCAACCUGCUUGUUGCUUUUUAGGAAAUAUUAAAGUUUCUAAUAUUCUUUAAGAGCCUGAAAGAACGACUUACAACCAGGAAAGCCUGAUGCUUGUAAAACUGCACCCAUGGAGAAUUCAGCUGCAGCCAUGGAGGAAAGAAUAAACUGCAGACAAGUUUAAUGAAAACCUGGAAAUGUCAGUCAUAGCCGAGGAACAAAAGCGUGGUGCCAUUUGAAAGAUGUGGUAAAUGGCCAUGUGAGGGGAAACUCUGCUGUUAUUGUAAUCUUAAAUCACUCUGAAAGAAGGCAUCAGCAAGAGCUUUCCACUGAAAACUGUUAGCUAACAGCUCUCACAGCACAAUUAAACAUGAAGUCAAACUGUGACAAUUGAGACUCAUUUUUUCCUCUCUGUGCUUUCAUGUCAGAUACUUCAAGCAGAUUGCAAAGUCAGUGCGUGCAAAUGGAUCUGCAUCCUCAGGAUCAGAGGAGAACGCAGACGACUUCUUGGGAUGUAUCAACAUCCCCUUGAAUGUGAGCAGUGCAACAUUUAUGACUCUGUCAGAGUUACACUGACCAAUCAAAGAAUGUAAGAGAUUUCCAGACAGCAUGUCAGCAUGGUGAAUCUGGCGAUUUUGUCUUGUCACAGGAAGUACCAGUCGCCGGUUAUGACACCUGGUUUAAGCUUGAGCCUCGAUCAAGUACGUCCAAAGUUCAGGGAGAGUGUCACCUCAUACUGAAACUGUUCACCUGCCAGGUUUGUACCGCAAAACAAUAACAUGAGACACAGUGCAAAAUGUGAAUAACAACUUAUAUUGCUGUUUUGUCUUUCAGAGAGACACGGAUUUGUCCAGGAAGGACUCAUUCGUCUCCAUUCACAAGAAACUGCUGAGUCAGAUCAUAGAAUAUGAGCACGCUCAUGUCAAGGUGACCAUCAUUUAUGAUGCAAAGUUAUAUACUGUAAAAAAUUCCUGAGAAUGUGAGAGUAUUUUCUCAUGCAGUAGCUUUUUAAAACCUUUUUUUAAUCAUUUUAACAUCAGCUAGCUCUUUAGUUGAUUGAUUAGUUGAUUGACCUGUCAGCAUGGCCUCCCAGGGCUGCCAAUUCAGAUCACUUAACAAUUGGGUUUAAAUGGCCGAUCAAAGCCAGGCAGCUUUAUUUGUGCAGCACAUUUCAUGCACUUACAUAAUAAGAGAAAAAUUCAAAAGAGCAAGAAGAAAAGAUUUGUUAGAACCGCUUGUUAAAAUUUACUUAGAAGUGCAUAAUAUGAUGCAAGAAUAGAAAUGAUCCAGGUUUGAAGUUCAGAUGGUGGAGUCGACAGUGUAACAAAGUUUAGAUUGCAAGGUGGUCAGAGUCUAUCAGGAUCUUAGAGAAUAUUCCAGGUUUGUGCAUCAUGAGAACAAAACACUGCCUCACUUUUUUGUUCCAAUUCCUGUGAAGGCCAGAGCGCCAUCCCCAGAGGCCUCAGGGUCCGAGAUGGUUCACGUGUUUGCAGCAUAACAGAGAUGAAUUUAGGUACUGACCAACAGAGAGGCUUGAGCACAACAGCAUUAAUCUUCAAAAAACAAUUAUCUUAUUAAAAGGGAGCUGGUGUAAGGAUUUUAAAAUUUUUCAGUGGUUCAAACACAACGGCAAAUAAGAGAAAAAUACAACGGCAAAUCAGAAAACACAACGGUAAAUAAGAAAACACAACACAAAGAGAGAAAACCCAACGGCAAAUAAGAGAAAACACAACACAAAAAGAGGAUUUUCUGAUUUUGUUUUCUUAUUUGCCAUUGUGUUUUCUUUGUUUGAGUUGUGUUUUCUGAUUUGCUGUUGUGUUUUGCACAUCAGGGCCACUGUAUCAAACAGACCAAUGCAGUGAUCUAAUCAGCUGGAAAUGCAGACAUGUAUGAGCCUUUCGGUUUCAGUUUAAUGUCAUUUCUAUGUGCUUGAAAUGAUAAAAAGCAGACAAAGUCAGUGAUUUGAUAUUGCAGAGGAAAUUUAACUCUGAAUCCGGAUUAAAAGAGACACUGUCUGACUUCAUUUGACCUGAAGGUUAUGUCAGUCUCUUCUCUAUGAGGUUGGGAACAUUUUGUUGCAUCCAGUCAUGGUUUGCCCAAAGAGUGACAUGGUGCAUAGAAAAGACAUUUUGUGUAUUUAUGAAAAUCAGACAUGAGUCAUACCAGCCUGAAAAUAAUGAAUUGCUGGAAAAGACUGAACAAAUCAGCUAAUAAUUUCUCAUUCUCAAGAACGAAGAGGUUAUUGUGCACUGUGCAUGUUCUGUUAUUAUCAAUAACUUUGAUUGAACCAGUAUUUCAUAUUUCUGCAGCCGGACUGAAACACUUUAGUUGAAAAACAAAAACAAAAACAUCUAAUCCCAGCCUUGAUCUGUAAUAAACAAGCUCUUUACUUGCUGACUUGCUUCCACUUUUACUGUUGUAAUGUUAAACUAACUUUUAAAAAGUGUAUUCUGUUAACUAUUCUGGCAUUCAACCUUCCGUCUGUGUUAGCUUUUACAACACACCCACUAUGUUAAGGGUUAAAUCAGCUGUAAAUUACACUAAAAACAUUUUUCUACCAUCCAAUUUGGUUCUCAUCUCUAGGUCAAUAUUGUUUAUAAUACUUGUUGUCAUGGGACUCUGGGCCUUUCUUUGUCAGUAUACCCCUCAUACAGACAUCCAUACUGAACUGAUCGCACAUGUCUCGACAUGCCCGACAUUGUUUUUUGUGCAUGGUAAAACAUGGCAAAAUGAGAAUUUUCUAAAUCUCACAUGAUUGGAAGAGGAUCUGACUGUCAGGGUGGUGCUUGAAAGUGAACAUAUGAUUUUGGUUUUUGCUCUAAUUAUUAGAUAAUAAUCUAACCGGGUCAACAGCGACCCUAACAUGAUAAGUGCCAUAAUUUUGAUAAGAGCAUUUUAUAAUUUUGUCAAUUUAUUUUUCAAUUUUUCUUUUUGUUAAAAUAGAGGUUCCUGACAAAGUCAAAAAGUCUUGGUGCGAAAAAGCUUAUUUAUGUGGUUCUUUUAAAUAUUUAAAAACAAAAACAGGUCGGUGCAGACCAUAGCACAGCAGGAGGGUUAAAUACAAACAAAAAGAGGUUUAUGAGAACGUUCAAAGUCUAUCAUUUGUUGUUAUAAUUAAAUUGACACAGUCAUCUGCUUCAUAUGAUUAAAGAGAGAGCCCUACAACUGGAACGGGCAGGUUAGCCCCGCAGCAUGGACUGUGCUAACUCAUCAUGCUGUGCAAACUGAUCUCUCACCUCUGCAGCAGGCCAUUAUGUGAGUAAAGGAGGGGGAAUCAAAUUGAUUGAAUCAAAUUUUUAAAAAAUCUGAUUAUAAAAAGACACGUUUUGCUUUUAAUCACAGUCGCUGGCAGUGCUACAGCAGCCACCACAGGACCCAGAGGGUGUGCUACUCCCUGCUGCUGCGCCUCAUGAGGACCAUCGAUGCAGAGUGGGACCCUGCUGCUGUGAGGGGGGACCUGGUAGGUGCUCAUGUGCCAAAAAAACAAAACAAAAAAAAAACUCUCAUCAUCUGGAAACAGUCACCUCAUUAGCUCAGCUCUUCACUGACAUACAUUAAGGUUUUUGGUUCAGCCAAAAAUGUCUCCCAGCCGGUGUACUUGAAGCUAUAACUGAGGGCCCUUCCUGUGUCCAGGAGAGGCAGCUGUCAGACAGCUUCAGGCUGUACACAGAGCACUGCCUGUGCCUGAUGAAGAACAUGCGUCAGGUUUUCCCCUGCACCAGCGCCGCCGCCAUUACACGCUACGAGCUCAUGCUGAGGUAAAGUCACACUGCCAUCACAUCACGUCACCUGUGGCGCCCAUACCCGGUACACUGUCAGCAUCUCACCCCAAUAGACACAUAGAUGUCGAGCAGCCAGCCUUCACACUCUGUGAAGGAAGCAGCAUCGGGUUCCUUACUCACAGAGAAAGAUCUUAACCAUUGCUCAUUACUCAUCCCAAAAAGAAGUUCCUGACACAAAUAAUUCUGUACAAGAGCUUUUAUUUGACACCUGUGAGGUGAAUCGUGAGCCUCUCCCUCUCAUCUGCAGACAUGGAUUAGAAUAGAAAUCCAUGCGUUAAUUUUAAAGGUGGGGUAGGCAGGAUUCCGUUAAAGAAGCAUCUUUUUUGUGGUGUAUAUACAAAAAAUGUUUUAAUAUCAGUCAAUAGCUAUUAGUUAUUGAUGACAUUUGGUAAUGUGAUAUCGCUGUGUUUUAUGUCUGUGUAGUCAACAUUUUAAAAUUUCAGAGCAGCCCGCUCUUUCUGACUGUAAACAAAGCCAUUCCCUGCCUCCCCCAAGUAGAUUGGUUGUGAGGCAGACACUGCUUCCUCGUGUCGUUUACGAACCCAAACGAAGUUAGCGCGCUACAAUAUCAGACAGUAGAAACCAACCAGAAAGUACGGAAAAUUGCCUGAAUCCUCCUUUAGCCACGACUGCCAACACAAGUAAAGAAAACAAAGUAAAUACAGGCGACUCUGGCCGAAUAACGUGCGCAAAAAACGGAGGUAGACCCGACAAGAGCUAAAAAGGCGGGUCAACAGAAAACGAUAGGGGACACUUCGGGAACUUACGGACCCUGUAACCUUCCUGCUGGACAGGUAAACCACUUUAACAAAGUAAACCAAGUGUCUGUAACAGAAGUGUUUCUUGUCAAACGGGACCUGCUGCAUGUUGUAGCAACGCUAAACUGUUUACCUCGGGUCCUGGACUAUGUCACUUUAUCCUAGUUGUAGAAGUCCUGCAAACAUUGAGUUUUCUGGUAGUCUGUUGGCAUCUAUAGUAGCACCAAUGCUUUAUAAUUUCAUGUUGACUGGGCCCCAUUUGUAAUUAUCUUAAGUACUUAUCGGCAUUAUAUCUGUAUUUAAUUGACAUGAUACGAGCAAGCAGAGGCGUCUGUUUGUGGGCGGGGCUUGCUGGAGCAGAGAGGGAGGGGAGAGGAGGAGCUGAGGGGAAAACUCGUUGGGAGGGGUAGUGUUUACAUUCAAGAUUUCUCCCAAAAACUGGCACUUCCUCAGAUCCUGCCUACCCCACCUUUAGACACAUUGUUAUUAGAACAAUGAAAGCAAUGGAUAUCUGUACUCAAGCUUUGCUGAACUGAAAGUGUUGGACAGGCUGACCUAAGCCGGGUUCACUGAUUUUCAAAAGCAGGUAAUAAAUAAUAAAAUGUACCAAAUUAGGAAGUCCAUUCCACAUAAAUACCAGCCAGCAGAAGCAGCUAAUUACUGACCUUUAUUCUGCCGUGUCUCACUGUGUUAGAGAAAGCUUCUAUUGAAGGCACCAGCUCAGCUCUACCCAGUGAUCAACACCCCAUAAAAGAUAUUUUCUACAUUUGAGACACACACUACACACACUAUGACCCUCCUGAAAGCUAAAAGUGCAUCUUUCCUCUCCUGCAGAGAUAAUGCAGGAACCUGCACGAUAUUAAAGCGGACUGAAUUUACAGAUUAUGUUUAGUUUAGAUUUCAUUUCUGGAGCAGUGUGUAAGAUGUGAAAAUAGUAUUUACAUGACUUGAAAGCAGCAUAUUUUUUUUUUGUAAUUGCAUUGUUUAUGUCUGUGUAUGCCAGGGGGAUUGGUUACAUACAAAACAUGCGGGCGUUUAAGACCGUAUGUCCUCUCCGAAAUGAGCUGCAUUUGGACAUCACCACUGCUGUCAAGGUAAGAUUGGAAGAGGUUCUUGAAAGAGGGUCUUUAUUUUUGACUCAUUAGAAGCAGGAGGCAGAGGGCAAUAAUAUAUCAGAUAGGUGUUUUUUUUUCUUUUUAUGUGAACUGAAAAAUUAUGUACAGGAAGAUGGUUAAAGAAUUUUGUCUUGUAUUUAACUGUGCUCAGUUUUGUUGGCUUCAAGGAUGCAGAGUUUUGUGUUUAAAUGAGAAGAACCCUCCAGGAAAACAAAGCCAGGUAAAAAUACAACAGAGGAGCCCUGUAGUGCCUUAAAUUACCCUGUUAUUUUCCUUGAUCUGUCAUUAUUACUACAGAAAGGGAGUGCAGAGUGGUACGAAAGCUUAAUUGCACAAUACAGACCAGAGGAUGGGGUAAGUUUGCGCUCAUUAAAAACACUCUUGGUAGAAAUCAUUGUUUCUUACAUUCCUUUGCUUCUGAAGAAAUGAGAUCAGUUUGUUGUUCAUGGUGUAUUGAUCUCCAGACUCUAGAGGAUCAGCUAAAGAAGCUGGUUCAGGUGGUGGAUGCUGUUAUUGCAGACGUGCAGCGAGCUCAGAACAUCUACAACAAACUCUUCUACAGGUGAAUACCGGUGCCUGACAUCUAAUCAAGAAAAACAAGAACCACUGAUCCGUGUUUGUUUGACUUAUUUUAUCUUUUGUGCCCUGCAGUGCCGUGAAAGUCGAUUUUUUCAGCAUUUCAUAUAGACAGUUGGAGAAACAGGUCGGUGAUUGUGAGAAUGAGAAAAUAUGUUUUAAGAUUACACUAUUGUUACCUCUGACUUUGACAAAGUGACUUUAAAAAACAUCCUCAACACCUUUACAGGUAGCAGAUGAUGUUAAUGUGGCGAUGGAGCGGGUCUGUGGGACUCUGGAACAGGAGAGCUCCAGACUGACUCAGGCCAUGGGAGAGACCAUCUUUGAGCUCUUCAUGUCCUUGAAAAGCCUCAAAGGCUUUCGGGAGUUUCUUCCUCUCAAGUUGGUUAUCUCUCUGACUCUCAUAACUAUUCACACCACAGCAUUAAAAAGUUCCAGACGUGCUGUUACGCUUCUGAAAUGUCAGGAAGAAAAUGUAGAUUUAUCUCCACAUUUAAUAGAAAGGCUUUUGUUCCCUCUCAAACAGGGAUGCAAAGAUGUUAGCCCUGACCGGCUUUCAUAACUGGUUCAAGUCAUCGAUUCACAAGUGGCUGCAGAUCAUUCACGACAGAUCCUGCGAUAGGAUUUGUAAAGCUGUGGAAACAGACAAGGUGAGAGGCUUGUGCCCUGAGAUAGAUGUUAAAAAUAGUAGUCAAACAAAGCUUGACAGUGGUAAAAUGAUUAGAUAUUGUAUAAAAUGUGGACUCUGAAACAAUGAAACACUGUGUUUGAUAGCAGAUGCACAGUCUUUAAUAAUAUCCCAGAAUGGGUGUUUUUUUUUUUUUUUUUUUUUGUUAACAUAAUGUUUAAUUUUAUUUUCAUGUGCCACAGAGUAUAAUAAUUCAUAUUCUGAUCAAACAUAAAUCAUACAAACACAUACACAUAAAUUCAUGACAAGGCAGAAAAAAAGAGAAAGAAAAAAAAAAAGUAUAUAAGUGCAUACAUAAAUAAAUGACACCCAAAGUGUGGCAAUAUGUGGCAGGCUUGUUGGUCCCCUCAGUAUCAAACCAUAUUCAUACAAUUUUUCUUUCAGUUUUCUGGUUCUUAUUUCUGUCCAUGAGAAAAAGUAACAGCGAACAAAAUAUUUAAGGUAAUAAGAAUAGUAACACCAGUUAAUUUGGCCACUGAUAGUGAACAUAUAAGAAGAAGAAAAAUAUACAUAUAUAUGCACGUACGUACAAAAAAACAAACAGUUGUUUUAAUUGUUACUCCUGUCAGUAUGUUACUUAAAUAUAGAAUCAAUUCUAUAUGAGUUUAUUUCAAAUCCAGGUUAAAAGAUUUAUUAUACAAAAUACCAACAAAAAAAAACCCCCUUAAUAUCCAAAAAAUAAGUCACACCUGUAUAUGCAAGGGGAUAUUGUGAUUGGAAAUAGCAGUUCACUGAUUCAUGUUACCAAAACUUGCAGAUCCACUUGCAACUCUAAAGUGAGACCUUUGACAAAACCAUUCAAAAAUGUAUUCAAUCCAACCUUACAGUGUUUGUGCUGCUGUCACUGUCAGCAGGCAGGCGGCUAUGCAAGAUGGCGGACCUCAAAGAAAGCGCGCCAGAUUAUAUGGCAGCUCUACGGGGCACGUGGAGUCAUUAACAGUAUGCCUAUUACUGUAAAUAGACUUCAAAUAGACCAAAGGCAUACAUUAUUGUAUAACUCCAGCUGCGUUAUUCGUCAAGCCUCUUUAGAGCUUUCAGUGCUUAUUAAAAGAUCUUUCAGCAGAGGUUCAACGGUUGGAAAAUACAUUCAUAAACACUCAGAAACGAUCUUAUUAGAUGCUUUAAAUGAAGGUUAAGACUAACAAUGAAACAAAAGAUUAAAUAUAAAAUUAAUGUGUUACCUUUACAGAAGGAAGAGGAUUAGGGCCACUGGGAAAAAAAGUAAAAUAUAUAUUUUUUAUUUUUAUUCUGAGAUUAAAGUCCGAAUUCGGACUUUUUUUCUCCAAAGAUAUAAACAGUGGACAUAAGCAUGGUUUUCUCAGGCCAUCUGCCACAUCCACAACGGAGAGUCCAUGCCCUACUUGUUUCACAACAUAGCAGUGGAUGACUGACUAGUAUUUGAUAUUCAAAUGGAAGGACUAGUGUAACAUUUGUAGUUAAAUAUUCCCCCUUUUAUGUGUCUGUUUUUGAUUUAAAAAGGCAAAUGUCACAUGAUAUUAGUGUUGUGUUCCAGUUUAGCUAGUUUGUCAGUCGAAAACGGGUAGGACAUGGACUCACCAUUGUGGAUGAGAGAAUCAUGCUCAUGUCCACUGCAAGAUUAAUUCUGACAUUAAAUUUAGAAUUCUGACUUUAAUCUCAGAAUUGUGACUUUUUUUCUCAGAAUAAUAAUUAAAAAGAUGUAUUGGACUUUUUUUUUUUUAUUCCCAGUGGCCCUAAUCCCCUUCCAUAAUUACAUGGUAUAUUGGAUAUACUGACAGUUUUUGAACCUCUUCAGAAAGGCUGAGGAGUUACAAAAAAUUACUAUUUAUGAAAAUUACAUAAUUCUUGUUUACCGCAAACACUGUAUAUGUAACAUGUUGCAUGUUGUGCUUGUCUGCGUGGUAAGAGCAGCUGGAGCCUAUGCAGCAAGCCAAACACAGCUCCUCGGCAGUGGAGGUAACAACAUGUUUCAGCCAGGUACGUGAGAUCUGGCUCCAGCUGGCGUGGCCUGACUCUGCGGGGGCCUUCAUCUUCAUCACCCGUUUGACAGACGUGAGUACCACUUUUAGUGUCAAUCUGCACGUACCUGUACACACAUGAAAACAUGACUCUGAGCAGACCAUACACAUGUUCAAGCAGCUUUAAAACAGUUUCUUUUUUAAACAGACGUAGAGUCAAAGUAAAAAAAAAAAAAAAAGGAAAUGUAACAUUGAAAAGCUAAAGACUCACAUUUCAUCCUUCACAGAAUUUUUGCAAUGAGGCUGUGUGCUACUCGGAGAUGAUAACUCGCAAGAUUGAGAGGAACCAGCUGGGCCGAGACCACAAGAGCUUCACAGUGCAGGUAACGCCUGUAGCGAGACAGAACAGGGGGUGGGCACGUGGUGACGUGGGAAGUAAAUGUCAGCAAGUGUUCUCUCUGGCAACACAAAGGGCUCAACGGGAGAUCAGAUAUGUUUACACUCAGGAAAAAUUUGAAGCACUUGUCUGUUGUUGUCAUCGUCAGUCAUUCACACCUGCACCCCAUUCCUCCAAUUCUCUUUAGCCCUGCUUCUUUCCCUUCUUUGUAUCUCCACUACCCACCCUCUUUUUCUCCUCUUCUGCUCCUCCUUGCUCUCUGCUAGCUCUGCAUCGCCCUGAACAACGCGGAGCAUGUGCGUGUAUACCUGGGUCAUCUGCCUCAGGACCUGGACUGGCAGGGUGUGGAGCGGGCCAUGGAGGAGUCCUGUGGGGUGGACGGGAAGGAGCAGGUUUACAAGGCGCUAAAUGGGCAGCUGUUCAAUAUGGACCUGGACCUUCAGAGAGAAGCUAAACGACUCAUUGCCCUGCUCACUGAUAAGGUGUCUUACUCCUUGCAGAAGUAACUGCAGAGCAAAUACACUUAAAAUAAUCAUUCCUAGGACAGAUAUUUCACUUAGUCACUACCUGCAUGAACAUAUGUAUUAAAAACUGUCACUUUGCUCUGGAGGGAAUGAGCAUAUUAAUUUUCAAGUGCUUUUUUUUUUUUUUUAAGAAUGCAUCAACUCUUCUACGACGAAGUAUUAGGGCCACAGUAAGAAUUAAAAAAAAGUUUUGAGAUUAAAGUCAUUAACUUACGAGUAUUAAGUAAUUAGUAAUAAAAAAGUUGUAAUAAAGUAUUUACUUACAAAAUAAAGUCGUAAUUAAGUAAUAAGUUAUGAGAGUAAAGUCGUACUAAUAUCAUUACUUACGAAAAUAAAGUCGUACUAAAAUCAUUACUUACUAGAAUAAAGUUGUAAUAAAAUUAUUACUUGCUUAUGAGAAUAAAGUGGUAAUAAAGUAAUUACUAAUGAAAAUUAAGUCGUAAUAAAAUCAUUACUUACUAGAAUAAACUCAUAAUAAAGUAAUUACUAACGAGAAUAAAGUUGUAAUAAAAUCAUUACUUACUUAUGAGAAUAAAAUGGUAAUAAAGUAAUUACUAAUAAGAAUAAAGUUAUAAUAAAAUCAUUACUUACUUGCAAGAAUAAAGUCGUAGUAAAGUAAUCACUUAUGAGAGUAAAGUCAGAAUGAAGUAUUUAUAUUUUAACUUGCUGUUUAAGAUGACAUGUUGAAAUUAAAGCCAUGGAGCUUUUCAUGAAAAUGUACUUCAGUAAAGGUUUUUCAAACAAGGAGAUACUUAAUAUUUUGGCACAUCAGCACCACAUUAUCAUCAGUAUUAUAAAGAUUUUAUUUCGACUUUAUUCUCGUAAGUUAUUACUUUAUUAUGGCUUUAUUCUCAUAAGACUCGUAUGACUUUAUUCUCAUUAGUAGUGACUUUAUUCUCAUAAAAUAAUGUCUUUAAUCUCAGUCUAAUCUUUUCUUAAUGUGGCCUUAAUACUCCAUAGUAACUCUUCAGUUUCCUCAGUGUGUAAAAGAACAUUUUAUUCUGUGCUUUAAUUAAAAUAACAUUAUUUAGCACUAUGCAUGUACAACAUCAGGUCAUACUGUUCAUGUAGUUUGCAAAAGUUGUACCUGCAUCUUAAUUAUGCACAUAAGCCCCCACUUGUGAACACUUGUUACAUGUAUGAGAGGCUAUUUCUGUGCAGAUGCUCCCUGAGCUGAGGAGGUACAUCCAGCACAUCAGCCUGUCUCCGGACUCCAUCAACAAUGACGACGUAAGGCCCAGAACGCUCUUUUAUCAGUUGUUUUGAAGCUGCGGUACUUAUGCUAUAUGUGGUGAUGUAACCUUCUUUCAGGCUGUGUCCCCGUUGAUGAAGUACCUACAAGACACCAUGAGCAUCCUCACUGAAAACCUUGUGAAGGAGAACCUGGCCAGGUAAUUAUUUCCUCCUCCUCACUAUGAAUGCAGGCUCAUUUAUUUUCUUUUUGACAAGGACAAUGAACAUCUAUUAAUACCAAAUCAGAGUAAAUAUUGUGGCACAAUCUGCCUAACAGCUCAUAGCCAUCUGGUGAGCUUGUGCAUUUAAUGAUAAAUGUUGAAAAAUAACCAUUGUUAUUAUAAAACUAAUGAAGUAUAAGAGAACAACAGCAGGAACAUGUCACGAACAUCACAGAUGAUGGAUAAAACUAGGCGCACAUUCAUAAUUUCCUGCUGAAAAUCAUAUAACCAUACUGACCUGACAUCACAGUUUUUUACACAAAGAAUGAAGUGUGAUUAGACUAGCCAUUCUUUGCCAUCCUAUCUGUAUAUUUGACAUGGACAUAAAACUGAGCAUCAUCGGCCAAAAAAAAACAAAAAAACUGUGACUUUACAAACAAGACAGUUUACUUGAAACUCACAUGGGAGCAUGAUUUGAUGUUAUUGAAACAUGCGGUACGGAGCCAGUGUGUUGAGGAAUAUAUUUUUCCUCCACUGAAAUAAAACAGUGUCAUCAGCAUAAAACUGACACAGAAAACCAGACAUUUUUAAGGAACUGUAUUAUGAUGCCAUACAAAUAAAAAAGUGUGUCAUCUGCAAAAUGUUGACUUGAAAACUGAAGCACAAAUUUAAGCCCCAUUUUUAAGUCUUUUUACAGUCUUUUAUUUCAUUUUGUUAGUUUUAUUCCAUGUCAUGAAGACAUUAAAAACAGACUAUCAUCAGGGGAACUUGAUUUUGAAAAAUCUGAGCUUUAUUUAAACAUUUAAAACCAAGGUAAGUUUCGUAUAAAUGCAAAAAACAAGGAUUGUUCCAGCUGAAGCUGUUUGCCAGCUUCUUGGGAGAAUAAGUUCUAUAAUCAAGGUCAAGGAGGUGUGAGAAUGCAGCAGGAAGUUUUUGUCAAAAUGUAUCGUAUGCAGAGGCAAGAGUACACUCAGGAUAAAGAAAAACAUUUAAGGUUUAAAAGGUGAAACAGUUUCAAGACAACAUCAGUGAACAUGUCUUCACCCCCAACAUUGAAAUAACUGCCUAAAUUGUGGCCUUAGUAUAAGCCUCUGUCGCUUUGUCUGUCGUCACAUUGUAAACAUGACGUUGUUGCAUUCUCAGUUGGCUUUCGAUGUCACGUCCUGACUGCUAUGACUCACAUUCCCCCUGCUUGCUGUCUGCUGAAAGGGAAAACUUCACGCUGUGAAGGAUGUGCAAGCAAGCAGCUUUGGAAACUUUUCAGGAGUGCAAAUUGAAGCGUAGGUUGAAGAGAAAUUUAGAAAUGUACAGUAAGUUAGAGCUCAUGUCUAAUCUCUUUACUGUCAAACCAAAACAAUUAUGUAUUGACAUGAAAAUCGAAUGAUAAUUAGAUGAUCUUUCCUAAUGUGUACAAUUGAGUUCCUGCCCAGUCUGCCUCCUCUUUUUCCUUUCACAUGAAACACAAGCUCGCUUUCAAAACAUGGAUUUCCUGAUAGAUAUUUAUGGCACCUGUGCUUAUGUCCCACUGCUAAGCUAGAACCUGUAAUUCCUAUCGUCUCAAUUAACUAUAAUGAAUUGUUCAAGGGGAAAGCUGUGACCACUCAGAUGUUUUGCACUUGAACUCAUCAUCAUUAAGCUAUUAUGUUUGUUAACAUGAAAAGCUAAGUGAGGGCGCAGGAGUGUAAUUGAAAGCGCUCAAGUACACAAACGUGGGAGCUCUAUUCUUGCAGAGUUCUCCAAAGCAUGUGGGAGCUGCUUUUGAGGAUGAUCCUGGACGCGGUGGCAGAAAACAGGGGUGUACAGGUGGAGUUCUACAACCGUUUCCAGUACACAGUAGAGGUGAGUGAUUGUUAAAUUAAAUCUAACCAUUAAAGGUGUGUGUAUAUGACGCCACAGUUGGCAGAUUCACAGUGGGUCGUCACAUCCACAAUCAAAUAAAUGUGGGGAGCCAUAAAAAUAAUGGCUUCCAAAAGAUUAAAUGAUAUUUUGCUGCCUGCUGUGUUGCUGUGUUGUUGUGUACCCCUUCCUCUAAACAGCUCGCACUUUCACUUCAUGAGCAGCUCAGAUUGAUGAGAAACAAAGUUUGUGAGCAUGGAGUUGCAGCACCCACUCAAAUUAAUAGUGAGGCCACUGCAUCUUCAACACAUUGCAUAAUAGCAGUACAAAGUAGGGUUAGGGUUAGGUUACCACAGGUGGAGAGAGGAGAGCAGGGAGAGGAGCAGCAGGAGAAGGAGGAGGGUGUGUGUACCUGUGUGCGUCUAAAAUGGGAACGAUUGAACACAACCAAAGAGAGGCUGUAGCAAUUACAAGCAUGCACAGAGCAAAGGAGGUAACAACUGCAAGGCUAAAAUAUGAGAGAUAUCAUACAAAUUUAUAAUAAAACAAAGCCCAAUUCCGCAUUCCAGUCACCUCGGAAGUCGGCGCUGGGAAUGACGCUACAUCUGAGUCGACGGCGUUCCAGUAAACAAGUCGGAAAACCAAGAUGGACACCUACUGAUAGCCGUUGUUAGCUGUUGUUUACACUUGUCAGCUGUCGUUGGCUGUUUUCAGUUGUUGUUAGUUGUUGUUAGCUAUACCAGUUGUGAACAACGCAUAACACAGUAUUUUACUCUUACAAACACCAUAGCACCGUGUUCACAGUACAUCAUAUGCAACUUAUUUGAUUUCACAAAAACAAAAUGGAGGUGCAAAUGAAUAAUAUAUUAUGAGAGCUUUCACUGUUAUUCUUUACUGUUGAUGCACAGCGCUGCCAUCUUGGAUUAUGACGUUGUCAAGUCGGGGUUGGUGAGGAUUGUCCGACUUUCCGAGUCGGAAAUGCCGACCUCCGGGUACAACUGGAAUGCAGCAUAAGUCUUUACAUUAUAAAGGAUGUCAUAUAAAAGUUUGAUAAGACUGACUGAUCUGUACAUCUGCAGAAAGUGAUCAAAUGUAAGCAGUAAAAGAGUCUGAAUCCUUUGAUUUUUUUAUGACAUGGUGUAAAAAUAUAAUUUUAUGAGUAAAAUCCAGCUUUUGAUGCAGUGAUUAUUUUCACCAAAUUAAAGUCAAUCUGCAGGGAUCGUCAUUUGAGCAGAUGCUGGUUUAUACCAGUUUUUAGCAUUCACUCCAUCAGGUUGCAGAACGUCUUGCUUCUUGGUCCUAUGUGAUUCCUUCUCAGUGAAGAUUUUCAUCUCUACUGUUUUCACUAGCUUCAUAUCAGCGCUGCAGACCGUGUUUGCUGUCCUGUCAUCGUUAGCAUAAAUAAAUCAUUUUAAGGCCACCAGAUAAUACUACAGGUGCAAAUCGAGCUCCUUGUGAAUGACAAUAUGGCACACUCUGUUUAUAAUGUAUUCCAGUGCCAAUUUGACCAGCUGGCAUUGGAUGUGACAGAUUUGCAUGAAAAAUCGCGGAAUGAUGCACAAGUGGGCUGAGUUUGGCAGAUAUAUAGAGUUCGUCUGCCAGAGGUUUCAUGCUGUUUGUGUGAACAACAAGUCUUUCUAUCAUGCCAUGACUUCCUUAUAUCAGAAUAUGAAGGCCGAAUAUCGUGUCUUCAAGGUGGCAUGUAACAUUUCUAAGAGGUUUUCUUGCAUGUUUUAGACCCUGUUGCAGUUUUUCCAUGCAAAAGGAGAGGGCCUUUUAGUGGAAGAUAUGAAGAGUGGGGACUACAAGGUAAGACCUCUUGGAUUCUAUUUGAGAAAUAAGUGAUUCAUGAUGUUUCUCUCCAUCUAACACACUCAUCCUGCUGUAGGCCUUGGAUGAGGAGCUCAGGCUGAACAAAUGCUCUUCAUUUGAGCUGAUUGAACAGUACUAUCUGGAGAAGAUUUCCCUACAGGUGUGUUUCAACUCCCCAGGCUGACUAUUUCACUUUAGCUACAAAGUGGUCAGGGAUGUAUUGAUUGGACAACACCACACUGUGUCAUCUUGUGUUUUACCCUGAUUGAGAUUUUGUCUGUGUGGAAACUUUUUUAAUUUUAAAGAGAGCACUGAAAAGAAAAGGACAAUCCAAAUAAGACAUGCGUUUAUGUGAUAAACUAACAUUACCCCAGUACUACCUUACAUUGGCCAGCUGAUUGUUUAAAUUGCAGUGAUUUAAACUGUGUGAAAUGUUGCAGAAAACACUCAAACACACUCGCUUUGGUCGGAUAAGUGUGAAGUGCUACUAUGAUGCACCAGAGCAGAGGCUGACGGUGGAAAUUCUGCACGCUGCUGAUAUAAUUGCGCUGGAUGCCAAUGGUAACAGCAGUCAAUGAUAUAUACAGGGUAGUCUUUUCAGGUUGGUGUAUCAGUCACUGUCUCUGCUACUAUUCAGGUCUGAGCGAUCCCUUUGUCAUAGUGGAGCUCUGUCCUCACCACCUGUUCCCUUUGGCCAAGAGUCAACGCACUCAAGUCAAACUAAAGACACUUCAUCCAGUCUUUGAUGAACUCUUUUACUUGUGAGUACUACUUCUUUCUCCUCCUCUUCUCUGUGUUAUUCUUGCUUAUUUCAGUUGUGUUGUACAUGCUUGUCCCUGUUUCUCUGUUUGUCUAUUUAUUUCCUUUAGUCCUCGUCUUGUUUUGAUCUAAUUUCCUCAUCUUGGCCUUGUCAAACAGCAGUCAAGCAGAAAUUCUGUCUUUUUCUUAAGGCUUCUGCCCAAUUCAAUUCAGUUUUGAGUCUAGUUUAGCCACUUUAAUCUGUGCUUGCACAUGACUCAAUCCCUGUAUGAGUCAGUCCACAGCCUUAGAUCCUAGUGCAGGAACUCUCUUGGUUGUUUCAAGUCGAGGCCCCUGCCUGAGGAGAUAAAGUUCACAGAAGCAAUUACAUCUUUUUGACUACUUCUGGAAAUUCUCUGCUAUAGUCUCUGGUAUUUGAUGCCGUCCUUGUCCUCUUUUUAACCUUCUCUCUCUCCUUUAUUCUGUUUUUUUGCUUUUAUAUGCUCUUUAUUACUUCCCUUUUAUUGCUUCAAUCAUCCUCCUCCCUUGAUAGCAAAAUGGAUUUUUUUGUUUCUUUGUGUUCUUCAUGAUUGUAUUGCAUAUAUGCUGUCAAAACACAUCGUACAACCUGUUCUUUUAAUUUGAUGUAUAGAUUUUCAAACCUUUAUUUAUUCUUGAAAAGACUGUUGAGGGUUCCUUCAUUUCCAAUACCGCCGAGAUUACAACACAUCAGAACAAGCAAACAGAUGUGAUUUACAAGAUAAUAGAGAUCAGUUAAAACACAUAGAAUCCGAAACAAAAUGGUUAAAAAUCAUUGUCCUCAAGUCUGCAAGGGAAGGAGGAACUUGACUUUUUUAUAGUUUUUAGGAGAGCAUUCCAACAUCGUAAAAUUUUGUUUUACCAAGUUCAACAUAAACUCGAGGGACUGUAUCAGUGGGUCAUGUAGCAAUGUGACAGGAUUGCACUCCAAAAGGUUUGUGAUAUAAAAUGGAUAUUUUCCAAUGAAGGCAUUGAAAUUAAACAAAUAAAGGAAAAAAAAAAUGUUUAUUACAUCUCUCUUCAAGAGAAGACCAACCUUCAAAUACAGGACACAAGGAUGAGCAUCAUGCCUGUCCCUGGUUAUAAAUCUAAUGGAAGAGUGAUAGACAGAGUCUAGAGGUUUUAAAGUGGAGGCUGCUGCAUGUCUGUAAAUUAUAUCAUGGUACUCCAUAACAGACCAUAACACAGCUUCAACAAUUCCUCUACAGGACAAAGAGAAACUGGAUUUAUUUCUGUACAGGAAGCAAACUGUUGCAACAUGGAACAUAUGUGCAAAUAUAUGUAUGCAAUGCUUCUGGCUCUGGAGCAUGGAUUCAGUUUUGACUGCAUUUAGUUGUAGUUUAUGGUUGAUUUAGGAUUUUUUAUAUGAACUAAUGCAAGUUGCAAAUGACUGAUGGCUCAUUGUACAAAAUUUGCAAAACAAUUUAAAACUAUUUCAUCUGCAUAGAGAUUGGCAUCACAGAUAUUCAAAGAGGAAACAAUAUCUUUGAUGUACUAAGUAAAGAACAUGGGUUCUAGAAUUAUACCUUGUGGUACGCCUCUACUGAUACAUAAAAGUCUGAUUUGGCAUGGCCCAACCUAACACUUUCUUCAAACCAAACACAAGCACUUUUUUUCCAACACACAAAAGACAAUUUAUUUAAAAGAAGGUGGUGAUCAACUGUAUUGAAAGCCUUUGACAGGUUUAUAAACAGGGCAGUACAGUGGUGUUUUGUAUCCAAAGCUGAAAUUAUAUCAUUCAUCAUUGUUGUAUAAUGGCUGAGACUGUGCCAUGAUCCAAAACCGGACUGAUUUGGGUUUAGUACUGAGAGAUGUGGUAGAAAGGGCUUGAGUUGAGUGUUGACUAAUGAUUCCAUAAUUCUUUAAAAACAGAGUAGAGUCAGGUAAUUAUUCAUGUCCUCCCUCACACCACCCUUGGUGCAGGGGAACUACAUGUGCAGAUUUCCACACUCUUGGAAAUGGAAAUGUUAAAAAUAGUUAUUAAGAGACCUGUGGUGACUUGAGCAGCAAGUUUAAAAAAGGCAGGGUGUAGAUUGUCCUCACCGGUGGAGCAUCUUGUAUCUAAUGAUUGUAGCUGAGAAGACUAAAUGAGAAGCGGGUGGUAUCGCCCUCUGUUAUCACACUGUCAAUAUCUGCUCCAGUAUUUUUGACACCUGAAAGGAGCCCGGGAAAUUCUUUAUCAAAUAAAAAUGCAGCAUCUGUAUCGUGCUGGUUGAAAGCUGAGCAAAUUUCAAAUUUAUUUGAAAGCACAGAUCAUUGAUUUUUAUUUUAACAGGAAAUGGUUUGGAAGUCGUGUUUUGAACUUUGCAGGAUUUGAGGAGGAGCAAGUGAUCAGAUUUAAAUAAUAGUCAGAUUUAGCUUUUUUAACAGCUGCUGUACAUUUAUUCCAAAGCUGUUUAAAAGAUGAAGGUUAUCCUUUAAUGAUCAUUAUCAUUACACUGGGUUGCUUAGAGGAAGGUCUACCCUGCUCUUUUUUUCAAGGGUCUCAAGGUAAUGGCACCAUGUACAUAAAGGAUGUAUUUUUGUCUCUGUAAGGAGUGUUCAGUGAUCUGAUUGGUUCCUGUCUUUCAGCCACGUCAGUCCUGAGCAGUACAGACACAGGUAUGCCUGUUUGACCUUCACUGUGAUGGACUAUGACUGGCUCUCCACUAACGACUUCGCCGGAGAGGCCGUUGCUCCUCUCAGCGACUUCUGCUGGCCUGGGAGGCCGAACGCCUCAGCAGCCGGCAAGAGCGUCCAGCCUGUCAUCCUUCACUUGUCUCGCAGUAAACCCAGCGGUACAUAACAGCUUCUGGCUGUAUCAGUUUUUUUUUGUUUCACCCAAACAUAAUAUCAGCUUCAUGGGAGACCCCAGGGUAUAGGUGUGGAUUUCCAAUUACUUUGUUCAAUACGACAUGAAAAGCCAUUCAAUCUAGAGAUAUUUGUGUCAGGUGCAGGAACUACUCUCAUCUGUUUGCUCUCCCCUCCAGAGAAGCCAAUCAUGAGGAUGCUGGACGCCCGCAUCGGAGACAGGGAGGCUCAGGAGUUUGUCCGCAGGCUGAAGGAGAUUGAGAAGUCGAUGGAGGAGGAGUGA